UAUGACUCGGGCUAUCAGCCGGGAUAGGCCUUAUUCCCCGGCUAGAUACUUCACCACGGUUCGAUGGGUUCACGACUCGGUGGUGGCCGAGCUGAUGAGUGAAAAUCAGGGUGGACUGAAAGAAGGCUCAUCUGGGUCUCCGGCGAAGUCGGAGGCUUCACCAGCGAGCACACCGCACAAUACACCGCAGAGUUCGGCGUCUAUGAUGACGCUGUUGGCGUUAGGACCACCGGUGUCGACUCUGAGUGGCAGUGAUAGAACGCUGGCUGCACUGCAGCUGGGCAGGAGGGCGGCGUUGGAGUCUAGGAGGUAUGUGGUGAACUGUUUGGUGCAUGCUAAGCCACAGAAGGUUCUCUCUCAUCAAGCUGACGAUACCUUGCCUUGGGCGAUACAGCGUUUGGAGACCUUCGACCAGUACUGUGAUGAUGAGUGCACCAAGGAGGCGAGAGAAGCUGAUAUUAGGAAGCUGGAAAGCUUACAGCACAAACCUCGGGGUGGGAGCAAUAUCAGUGCAUUGGAGGUUGACCCUCAGUCUCCAUCGGGGCAAGUCGCGAAUCUUUAUUAUCAGCUGACUGAGGCUACAGAGAAUGGAAAAGUAGUGGCGAAGGUGCCGGAGUGGGCGAGGAAGAUGAUACGAAAUAAGGUUACGGUUGACAGUGUGGAGCUGGCGGCCUUUGAGCUGAUGUGUUUGUGCAUGAUGGAGAAACCCAGCGAGAGUGGUAGUUCGGGCAGCGAGGAUUCGGAGUCAGACUCUGAUGAAGUGGGGACGAUACCGAAGGCGAUUGAGGAUAGAAUAUGGUUUUUACUCGAGAGGAAAUGCGGACAGCUGAGCUCUCGACAGGGUCAACUGUGGGAAAGGGUGCACUUGGCAUCGUUAGCGGCUUGUGCGAUUGCUCUGUGUGUGAGGUGUUUUCUGUCGAAUUCGAGUGGGGCAUCUGAGGGUGAUACUAGGGAAGUUAUCUCCCCGGUGAUUGCUAAACCGCCUCCUGAGCGCGUUCUACUGUAUGGCGGGAGAGCAGUAGUAGCUGAGGAUGAAAUGGUCGAGGUUGCACGAGUUGCUGAUGGAGCGGUAGUGAGAGAGUCGGUGAGGAGGAGGAUUCUAGAGGAGCCGUACGAGCAUUUGUUACUCCUGGAAGAUCUCGAAUACGCCUUGCACGGUGAUAAAGUUCCCAGCGAAGGCCAGCCGGAUCAGCUCAGUGUGGCGGCGGCGAAAGCAGCGGCGGCUGCGGCGUCUCCACAGAAUUUGCCGGGGUGGCCGGGGAUUGCUGACGAUGGAGAUGAGGGGAAGUUGUUGAGUCCAGCGAAUUUGAGUAUAGAAUCUGAGGGGAAGUAUUGUGAUUUUAUCCUAGUGCACGGGGCCUCGGCUUUGGUGAGCGAGAAUACGAUUAAGGAAGUUCUUGAGGAGCUCCCACCAGUUCAAGAGGCGACUCUGGGGUACUUUCUGCAGGGGCUCGGGAUCAUCCCGGAUGAACCUUUGGAUGAGAGCAUGCUGCAGAGUUUGAUAGACGAAGCUGAGUCUGAUGGGAGUGUUGGAGAGGUGGAAAAGCUCGGACAGGAUUUCAAGAUGACUCUGAGUGAAUCGUAUCGUGCUUGUGGAGUAUGUGGUAGCGACUGCGAGGGGUCAUCUUUCAAGUGUGUUGAUUGCGGUGUAUGUCUGCAUGAGGCUUGCCGAACUCUCCUGGGCUGGAACAACAGGAAUACUGAUCUCACGGAUGCUACGAUUGGAGUGGUAUUCGCUUUCUUGCCGUGUGCGUCCUGUAUUAUGGCGCCUCUCACUGGCUACCUCCUUCAACUACUGGGGUACUUCACCGUUCUCUUGGCAGGAGGUGUAUUCGUUGCAAUUGGCACACUUGGCUUUGGCUUCUCCAAGGUGCUCUGGAGCUUCCUUGCUUUCCGAGCCAUUCAAGGCGUAGGAGCUGCUUGUACAUAUUCUGCUACCUCUGCGAUUAUGGCUAGGUUGUUCCCGGGAGAUAUAGAGAAGAUAUUCGCCUUCCAAGAGCUGAUAGGGAAUGUUGGUUUUGCCGUUGGCCCGACUAUCGGUGCUGGCCUAUUCCAAGUGGGUGGAUUCCACACCUCCUUUAUUGUACUCACGGCUAUUCAUUUCGGUGUCAUGGUGCUGAUGCUAGCCACAUGGGUUCCGAUACCCCCGGCUGCCUCAUUGCCGACUAGUGAUGGUGCUGCUCAGAGUGGUCGGAAGGUCGUGGGAGUGAGCGAAGUGCUCCGUAUGCGGCAUAUUCUAAUCACAGUUCUCUGCAGUGCGCUAGUCAGCUCAGCCUUCGGGUUCAUGGAUCCAGUUCUCUCAGAGCACUUCUUAGCUGUAUUGGGUGACGUUUCACCAUCUACCAUGGGUCUCCUCUUUGCAUUCCCAUCGGUUACUAUGGCUAUAGCUACAGUACUUAUACCCAAGACAACAUCACUUCUCACGAAACACGUCACCUUGGCGCUCGGUCUGCUGGUCAUGGGAGCUUCCUUCCUAACACUCGGGCCAACUCUGAAAGUUACUUCGAACCCGUGGGUGCAGCAAUUGAUAGCCCUCGGUCUGGCAGGCAUAGGCUCCAGUUGGGGCUGGGUCCCUUGCAUGCCUUACAUGAUUGAAGGGAUACCACCCGAGAUGGGCCAUGGAGCGAUUGAUAUGGUGUCAGCUCUCUUCAACGGCGGUGCUUCUCUUGGAGAAGCCCUGGGACCCAUUCUGGGUGGUUCGCUCACUGGUGUUAUUGGCUUCUCCCCGGCCUGCCUCUUGUACGCCAUAUUGUUCCUACUUUACGGCGUGCUGUUCUGGGCCGUAGCUCCAGACACGUCAGCACAAGACCGUCUACUGCCUUAUACGGAUUAUGACGCCAACCCCGGUAUAUCCGCGGCUAGGAUCUCGCGACGUUAUUCUACCGUUUCAAUCAUGAGUUCACCCAGAGAGCCGCGACGAGCACCGCGGGAACGGAGUCAAAGCUUGCUUACUGGGGUUUACGCUUGAUGAAAUGUAUACGUUGAAGAGAGAAUCCGGUUCUUCGACACCAUUUACGAUACUUCCUAUCUCUAAUAUGAUUCAUCCGUACUAUCCUCUGUGUAAUAAG
Molecule: messenger RNA, 3068 nt
Organism: Perkinsus marinus ATCC 50983
Lineage: Eukaryota; Perkinsozoa; Perkinsida; Perkinsidae
Exons: 15
Coding region: 2-2968 (988 amino acids)
Biological process (GO): transmembrane transport
Molecular function (GO): transmembrane transporter activity
Source: RefSeq, a predicted model, not a curated record